GAUAAAUAGAAACUGAUCUGAGAGCAGUCUUUCUAGUUUGGAUUUAACCAUCCUAACGGAAGGCGAAUAUUCAAAACUGAUCCCAGGACAGCAGUUUAUACGCCGUAUUUCCCUUUACUUCUUCACGUUUUAUAAACUUGUAGUAACCGCUUCCUGGUCGGAGUAGCAGCGGGUCUGUCACGGUCCAAACAUGAGUCUUUUAUAUCACAGCAACGUUAAAUUAUUACAAAGAUGUACCCAGACACAAGCUGUCAGACUGGCACACAGUGUUGUACGGAGAGAAACGGGACUGAAAGACACGCUGUCACCGCGGAGGAGCCACUGCUGCCUGGUGAAUGUGAGUCAGUGGUACACCUGCAGAGCAGCUCAGCGGUUGAAUCAACACUCCACAAGAACAUUUUCCACAGUACCUCCACCACCUUCAGGGGAUAAGACGAAGAAGUCUGGGCCCGUCACAUGGAAAUCUUUAGCAGUGACGUUUGCUAUCGGAGGCAGUCUGCUCGGAGGGAUGAAAUAUUUCAAGAAAGAAAAGGAAGAAUUGAUGGAAAAGGAGCGCACCAAGUCGAUCGGCCGGCCGGCGCUUGGCGGUCCCUUCUCGCUCGUCGAUCACAACAACAAACCGACGAAGAGCGAAGACUUCCUGGGCCAGUGGGUCCUGAUCUACUUCGGCUUCACUCACUGCCCUGACAUCUGCCCCGACGAGCUGGAGAAGAUGAUCGAAGUGGUGGAUGAAAUAGACAGAAUAAAGUCUCUUCCAAACUUGACGCCUAUCCUCAUCACUAUUGAUCCUGACAGAGACACACCAGAGGCCAUGGCUGCUUAUGUCAAAGAGUUUUCCCCGAAGCUGAUCGGCCUGACGGGGACGUUGGCGCAGGUGGAGCAGGUUUCCAGAGCGUACAGAGUUUAUUACAGUCAGGGACCGAAGGACGAAGACAACGACUACAUCGUCGACCACACCAUCAUCAUGUACCUGGUGGGACCUGAUGGAGAGUUUCUGGAGUAUUUUGGACAAAACAAAAAAAACUCAGAGAUCAGCAGCUUGAUAGCAGCUCACAUGAGGAAGUACAAGAAGGGAAAGUGAGAGAGACUCUGUCCUCAGGUGUUAAUCACUACUGCCAGCUUCUCCCUCUAUUUAUUCUCAACAUGAAGAUCUGUCUGCAGUUACAUUCCUUUCAGUGAAGAAAUCUUUCUCCAUAAAUCACACAUAAUAUAUACAUAACACGCACUGCUGCUGAUUCAUGGACAUAAAUUGGAAAAAGACUGAAAAACGUGUCCAGAUCAGCUCCAAAGAGCUUAAUAUCUCUGAUUUCUGAUGCAAAAAAUGAGAAAAUACCUGAAGAUUACUGUUGUAAAUGAAGUGAACAUUUGACUUUGUGAUAAAAAUCCCCAAAACAA
This is a messenger RNA of Centropristis striata (black sea bass), 1395 nucleotides long. It is a transcript of the gene sco1, whose product is annotated as protein SCO1 homolog, mitochondrial. The transcript has 7 exons. Bases 191 to 1081 code for a protein of 296 amino acids. Lineage: Eukaryota; Metazoa; Chordata; Actinopteri; Perciformes; Serranidae. Gene Ontology annotation, molecular function: copper ion binding; copper chaperone activity. The record is from RefSeq and is a predicted model, not a curated record. Gene Ontology annotation, biological process: mitochondrial respiratory chain complex IV assembly; intracellular copper ion homeostasis. Gene Ontology annotation, cellular component: mitochondrial inner membrane.